Messenger RNA from Prunus armeniaca (apricot), 921 nucleotides. Lineage: Eukaryota; Viridiplantae; Streptophyta; Magnoliopsida; Rosales; Rosaceae. The record is from the annotation of a GenBank genome assembly.
AUGAUGGUAAUGGAGGCCACGGUUGCGCAUAGGUUGCAGUUUUCUACAUGGAUUGAUUCGGAGAAGGUUGCGAGGCGGCCGAGCAGUUCAGCGCGGUGCUCUCAGAGAUUGAAGGAGCAAAACAAGCUCCAGGUGCUUGUUGCAGCUCACCUACCCACCUCUAGAGUCUCUAAUCGCCAACGACAUGUCGCUUUGGAGGUUUCAUGCUCCUACAACAAGUUUCCAGCUUCAACAGUGGAAUCUGGAAACUUUCAAACUCCUUUUGAUGAAUCUCUGGUUUUGAAGAAUAAGGCACAAGCCAUCGAGCCAUAUUUAAAUGGACGAUGUAUAUAUCUUGUUGGUAUGAUGGGAUCUGGGAAAACAACUGUUGGCAAGAUUUUGUCGCAAGCAAUUAAUUAUUCUUUUAUUGAUAGUGAUACAUUGGUGGAGCAUGAGGUUGGUGGAACUUCUGUAGCUGAAAUUUUCAAACUCAAAGGAGAAGGCUUUUUCAGAGAAAAAGAGACUGAGGUGCUACGUAAACUGUCUUUGAUGCAUCGUCUUGUUGUUUCUACGGGUGGAGGUGCAGUUGUAAGGCCCAUCAACUGGAAAUGUAUGAAGAAGGGUAUUAGUGUCUGGUUAGAUGUACCCCUGGAAGCCCUGGCUAAGAGAAUUGCCGCCGUGGGAACUGGUUCUCGCCCUCUUUUGCAUCAUGAGUCAGGGGAUGCAUACAGAAAAACUUUUAUGCGUCUGACAAGCCUUUUUGAAGAGAGAGGUGAUUCAUAUGCUAACGCCAGUGCUAAGGUUUCCUUGGAAAAUAUUGCAGCCAAGUUGGGUUAUAGAGAUGUGUCCAGUCUCACUCCGACUGCCAUUGUUUUUGAGGUACUAGAACAAAUUGAAGUCUUUCUGAAGGAAGAAGAUGGCCAUGCCCAUAUUACGUUCUAA